Pseudocercospora fijiensis CIRAD86 is the source of this 3001-nucleotide messenger RNA. RefSeq lists its product as uncharacterized. Gene Ontology annotation, cellular component: membrane coat; endosome membrane; AP-3 adaptor complex. Bases 1 to 2940 code for a protein of 979 amino acids. The record is from RefSeq and is a predicted model, not a curated record. The transcript has a single exon. Gene Ontology annotation, biological process: Golgi to vacuole transport; protein targeting to vacuole. Lineage: Eukaryota; Fungi; Ascomycota; Dothideomycetes; Mycosphaerellales; Mycosphaerellaceae.
AUGGAUCAAAAAGCCACCGCACUCAUGAAACUCGUAUACCUCGAAAUGUUCGGGCACGACAUGUCGUGGGCAUCCUUCAACGUCCUCGAAGUCAUGUCUUCGGGCAAAUACCUGCAGAAAAGAGUCGGAUACCUGGCUGCGGUACAGAGUUUCCGGCCAGAUACAGAAGUCCUGAUGCUCGCGGAGAAUCUUUUGAAGAAGGAUCUCAAUUCUCCGGAUAAGAUUACUCUUCAGCUUCCACUCGGCGCCAUCCCGCAUGUUAUCAACCCCAGUAUGGCGAAUUCUUUGCUUACGGAUUUACUCCCGAGACUCAGUCAUUCGAACCCCACGAUUCGGAAAAAGACGAUUGUCACGCUGUAUCGGCUUGCGCUCGUAUAUCCUGAGACGUUGAGACCUGCGUGGCCGAAGAUUAAAGAGAGGUUGUUGGAUGAGAAUGAGGAUGCCAGUGUCACGGCGGCGAUUGUGAAUGUUGUGUGUGAACUGGGUUGGCGGAGACCUCAUGACUUCUUACCUCUCGCGCCGAGAUUGUUUGAGCUGCUCACUGCUGGGGGAAAUAAUUGGAUGGCGAUCAAAAUUAUUAAGCUCUUUUCCGUCCUGACGACGUUAGAGCCGCGAUUGGUGAAGAAGUUGCUUCCGCCUUUGACCAGCUUGAUCAAGACUACGCCGGCGAUGAGUUUGUUGUAUGAGUGUAUCAAUGGGAUUAUUCAGGGUGGGAUUAUGGAGGCGGCAGGGGGAAUGACGGAUGGGGAUGAGAUUGCGAGGCUUUGUGUCAGUAAGUUGAGGGCGAUGCUGGUGAUAGAGGGAGAUCCGAAUUUGCGAUAUGUUGCGCUUCUGGCUCUGGCGAAACUUACGACUACGCAUGCGGAGCUUGUGGCUCAGCAUCAAGACGUCAUUCUGGAGUGUAUUGAUGACGCGGAUAUUUCGAUCCGCACACGAGCUUUGGAUCUUGCUGUUGGUAUGAUCAAUGCGGGCAAUUUGCAGACGGUUGUGGAGAGGUUGUUGAAACAGCUUAGGACUGCUGGGAAGGCCAGCGUGGACGAUGAGCCGGAGAAUGAUCGUGGCACGCAUGAGGGUAUUGUUCCGAUGGCGAUGGACGACGAUGAUAUGCAAGCGACUGUGAGGCCGAAGCAAGCCAAGUCUACGCAUGCGCCGCCUCUGCCAGACGAUUACAGGAGUUCAGUAAUCGAACGCAUCCUCGAUAUGUGUUCGCGCGAUACUUACGCCAACAUGAGUGAUUUUGAGUGGUAUAUUGGAGUGCUUGUGGAGUUGGUGAGGCAAUGUCCUUGCUCUGCCUCUGGCAAGUUCGGGUCGAGCGAUACUUCGAGCAUGGCAGAUGGCAUUGGCUCGGAGCUGCUGAAUGUCUCGGUCAGAGUCAAAGCUGUUCGACCUGAAGCUGCUGCUGCUGCGCAGUCGCUUCUCCUUAUCGAUCAGCGCGAGAAGCUUUUCCCGGCUGGAGGUACUAGUGGCCAAGGCGUCCUGGCAGCUGCUGCAUUCAUCGCAGGCGAAUUUGCGAAUAUGCUACCCGACGCAGAAGCUGUCUUGACUUCUCUGACUCAUCCAUCGAGCGCGACAUUGCCUGCGGAAGCACUUGCGAGCUAUCUCCAAGCCAUUCCGAAGAUCUUUGCGGCAUUGACUGGAAGUCAGCAGUCGACUUGGAAUACGGCGAUCAAGUCGCAGACUACCCUGCUGACGGCGCGAAUAACGCACUUCUUGGAGCCUUUGACUCUGCAUCCGAAUUUGGAGGUGCAGGAGCGCGCAGUGGAAUAUCUUGAUCUGAUGAGAUUGGCGUCGGAAGCUGCGUCAAAUCAGGACGUUGAUGCGGACGGUGGCUAUGCUGAACCGCCUUUGCUGCUCACGCAAGCGAUACCAGCACUCUUUGCAGGCAUGGAGUUGAACCCCGUCGCCGCUUCAGCGAUACGUAAAGUGCCGCAACCCGAAGAACUCGACCUUGACACCCCCAUCAACAGCAGUCUACAGAUGAUUCUGAGCCAGGCAGAAUACGAUACAGAUUAUGAAGAUGAUAACGACGAAGUAUACAGAUUUUAUCACGAGAAGCCAUCGACGGCGGUAGUGGAGAAGCAGCGACCAGCAGCAGAAUUUUUGGAGGCGUCUUAUCAAGGCUCUGAAGAGGACGUCGAUCGCGAAUCCCUCCUUCGCAAGAAAGCCGAGAGACGGGAAAGAUACAAAGACGACCCAUACUACAUCGACUCAGAGCGCGGAUCCGGAACUUCCACCCCAAUGCACAGCAUCCUCCGCAACGCGAACGGCACUGAUUUAGACGUAGAUUCCAUCCCAGUCAUGGAACUCAAACUCGACCCUCCAUCUGCCCGCCCACGCUCAAGCACCCCCCAACCCACACGAAACCCCAGAAAACACUUUGAAAUCGCCGCAGACGAAACUCUAGGCGGCGACGGUGACGAUGCACCAUCCCUCUCAUCAAGUCUCCCCAAACCCCGAGGCGCAGGCGCGAAAUCCCUUUUGCAAGUCGAUAGUAGUGCUCUUUCUUCCCUCUCCCUUCACGAUCAAAGUGGGAAUCCUCGUCAUCAUAGACUUGACUUCGAAGAGCAGGAGGAAAUGGCGAAAGCUAUUAAGGAGGUGGAACGAUUGAGGUUGGAAAUGCAGAGGGCGAAGGAGAGGAUUGGGGAGCCGGAGGAGGUGGGGGUUGUUGUUAAGAGGGGGAGGAGGAGGAAGGUUAAGAGUGUUGUGCUUGGGGAGGAUGGCGGAGAGAGGGAGGAGGAGGGUAGAGGAGAGGGGGUUGGGGAAAAGAAGAAGAUGAGGAAGAAGAAGAAGAGGAAAGAGGGACGGGAUGGGGGAGAGGGUGCUGGGAUGGAGGAGGUCAAGGAGGAGGUCAAGGAGGAGGUCAAGGAGGAGGAGGAGGAGUCGAGUAAGGGGAAGGUUAAGAGGAAGAAGAAGAGGCAGGUUGUUUUUGAUGGGGAUUAGAUAUAUUUAGGGAGAAGGGAGGUAGAGAGGUAGGUGGAAUUUGAAUUGAAGAAGCGCCUGC